Mytilus californianus (California mussel) is the source of this 5272-nucleotide messenger RNA. Its product is annotated as E3 SUMO-protein ligase ZNF451-like. NCBI's taxonomy places the organism in Eukaryota, Metazoa, Mollusca, Bivalvia, Mytilida, Mytilidae. Bases 307 to 2688 code for a protein of 793 amino acids. The record is from RefSeq and is a predicted model, not a curated record. The transcript has 9 exons.
UUACCUGACAUGUUGUUUUUCAAUAAUUUUUAUAAAAUUUUAAGAUUGGACAAAAAUGCUGUAAAUAUUGUUAAAUUCUAUUAUGCUUUGAGAUUUCAGGUGCUAAAAAAAGAUAAUGAACUUUUAUUAAGAAAAACAAUGUGAAUUAAGUUCUUUGACAAAUCUUCUUUUAAAAAUUUCAGUUUAACUUAGAUUUGUUCUUUUAUUUAUUUUCAGGAAGCAUCUCCACUGAGGACAGGGUUGCUAGGUUCAAUAGAUGCAGUCUUUGAGCAGAAUAGACAAGAGGAUGAAAGAAGGAAAAGUAAGAUGAGAGACCAAAGAGAAGCAGAGUUGGCCCACUCUAGCUAUUUGAAGUAUAAUGCUUCAUCAGUACAAGAAUUACAAGAUGCUAAAUGUGUAGUGCAACAAUGGGCAAAUAAACAUUCUAGUAAAAGAUUGAACAAUCUGAGCAAGGUGGUUGCUGAUAAAAGAAGUCCACAAAACAGACCAAUUAUAACAUCAACAAAUUCAAGAUUUGGAACUAUUUUGUAUUCAACUGACAACAGUGGCACCAAUUCAAUGACAAAGCAAAACAAACAGGAUACAAGAUCACCAUUAAGGAGGAAGAAAGACUUCAUACCAGAAUUUUCUGAUGAGGAUGAUGACAUUUUGAACCUUAGUGAUUCAGGUUUCCCUUGUGUUGACCUCCAAACACCAGACAAGAUGGAUAGUAGUCCUGUUAGAAAAGGUAUGAAAAUAAACACAUUUACGUCACAGUCAGAAACAAAGAGGAGAUGUUUUGAAUCUUGUAUUAAUGUUGACCAGCAGUCUAAGAAUUUCAAACCAUAUACAGUGACAUCUAGAACAGCAGAUUUUAUUUCGCUCAACUGCAAUAACUCUGCAUUGGGAGCAGAAGGACAAAAUGUUAACUCUGGGAUUAAUUCUGAUGAAAAGGAAAAUGAUUUGAGGAGUAUUCAACCAAAAAGACCAGAUGUGUCUGUAGUUGAGAUUUCAGAUGAAGAAAACAGUGUUCUAAAUAUAAGUGACCAUGAUUUGUCUUCAGCUGACAAUUCAAAUGAAGCAUCACAUACCAUUUUUCAAUCAGUAAGACCAAAAGAUAGAAGUCUUGUCAGGUGUCCUGUACUGAAUUGUAAUGGUAUAUUUGAUUCUAGGGCGUUGUUUGAUAGACACAUGAAUAACUUUGAACAUUCUCCAACUGAUCCAUGGGGUGAAUACAGUGAAAAUAAGGAUGUCUUGAGUGACAUUGUAAUGUGUCCUGAAUGUGGCAAAGUAUUUAAGCAAAGAGAAGCCUGUGUACAGCAUAUAAAAGAUAAAAAGCAUGUUUAUCCACUUACUCCUCUACCAGUCCAAGGAUACCUCUGUUAUUCAUGUCUCAUGUUAUUUCCUACAGACGAGGAAUGUGCAUCUCACAUAACAACACUCAAACAUAACUCUACAGCUUUUCCAUUUUCUGAUGACAUGAAAGGUUUGUUUACCAAAUUUAAAGGAAUACCAGUUUCGAAGAAAUUUGUAGAAGAUUAUUAUAAAAAGUGUAUGUCGGCAGAUUUCAGUAUUGUUUGUUGUGAUUGUGAACUACCUAUAAAUGGACAUAGAGAACUUCAACAGCACUUGGAUGAAACAAGACUUAGUCACAGUUUAAUGGCACUAACUGAAAUAACACUGACAGAUAUUUUUACCAGUUAUUUGUAUACUCACAAAUGUUCAACAUGUCAUGCAGCUGUGGAAAAUCCCAAAAUAAAUGGUGGAUUCCAUAGCUGUAAUAAAGAAAUAGCUGGGAAAAUAAUGACUGAUGGUUGUAACUCAUUCAAAGCCUUGGUGCUGGGUCAUUGUGUUAGGUUAGAACAGGAUGAUACCACUGAACUUAAAAUUAAAAUCAGCGAGGUAUCAAACAAAGAAGGCAGAGAAGAACCAAUGGAAUUGGACCUGCAAACUGUUGGAAAUAAGUUGCAGAAAUGUGAAAAAAUUUUGCCAUCUAAUCAACUGGCAUAUUCAAGUGUAAAUCCUGGAUCUUCUAAUGAUCUUUCUUAUCUAUGUGAAAAACCUGGACCAUCCAAUAAUUCAAAGUCCUCUAAAAGAAAAUCCGAUGAGUUUAACAAGUUUUCAAAUCGGUCCAAAAAUAAUGAAAUGGAAGUUGAAUCUGAAUCAAUUCAACCUUCAAAACGAAAAAGAAUAAAGAAAUAUUCAGGUGAAACAAAGACAUCAACAAGAAUGGAUGUUGCCCUAAGUAAUUACAGCAGUGUUACUGAUCCUGCCUACCUGAAAACAAUGGUCAAUAUCAUAUUUUUAGAUUUAGAUAAUUGGACUGGGUUUUUCCCAAAGUUACCGAACAGAUUGCCUGAAAGGUUCUUUGUGUGGGCAUUUUAUGGAGGAAACACACAUUGGAAGGAGCCAUACCAGUGUGGAGCAUAUGAAUAUCAAGUACGUGAAAACCGUUUCUAUCUUCAUGAUCGUUGUGGAACAAGAAAAGAUGCUGCAGACUUUGCCAUAUGUUUAACGGUUGGUCAAAUGGACAUGGUGUUACCACCGACUGUCCAUUUCACAAUACUUUCUGGGGAUAAAGGAUUUAUGGAGAUAGAAAGACAGAUGAAAAGUUCAAAGCGUAAGGCAGUGGUCAUAGAUCCACAUGAGGCAAUGAAAAUGUCAAACCAUGUUCUAUAUACUAUGCUAGUGAGUGUAGGGGAAACAUGAAGAAUGUGUUUAAAGCUACAAUUGUUAUCCAAGCAGUAUUAAGCAUGGUGGUAAUGAUAAGUGAUGGCUAAUUAAAGAUGAACAAAUUGUGAAUACGCUUACUUGGAAUUAAAAAAAAAGAACAUGAGCCUUCAAUGACAAUAUAAAGGUUAUGAAAAAUGUACCUUUAUAUCUGAAAAAGCAGCAGGUGGCAGUACACCAAUUAUACAGGCAUUAAAAUAAAAUAAGCAGUUGUGUUUUAUAAAAAACAUAAAUUUGCUUUUCUGAUGUUAAAGCUGGCAAUGCCUGUUUGAAAAAGCCUGAAGAAUCAAUAGAAUAUGGUCUUUUCAGGAUUUAGUUUGGUAAUAAAAACAGUGAGUUUGCAUUUGAAUAUCAUUCAAACAAUGAUAACGAUAAAUAUCUUUCAAAGUUUAAAAAAGUUUUUUAAAAAUUGUAAGUUUCUUCUUGCUUAAAUUAUACAUACAUAAACUUAUUUUACAUGUAGUAUGGUUCACUUAGAAAAUAUAGAGUUUCAUUUUGUAAUUUUUAUUAUACUUAAGUUUUUUUCAUUGGAGAAAAUGGAAGUUUUGUGUCAAAAACUAUUAGAAAAAGAAAGUUAUUCAAUAAAUUGUAUUUCUCAGUUGCUUAUAUUCUCAGCAGGUAUAGUUGAUUGAAAAUUAUGUUUUACAAGUGUGUUAGCUAAAACUGCAAUACUUAACUCUCAUUUCAGUAUGAAUUGGCCAAAGACAUUUUAAAGGAAAAAGUCGGGACAAUUUACCCCCAAAGUUUAACCCAUAUUAGCUCCAGAUUUUUAACAAGUUUUAGCAAAAACUAAAAUUAUCAAAUCUAUUAGACAGAAAGAAAAAUAAUAAUUUUCACCCAUUUACAAUAUGAAAUAGUUGAAUGACAAAUUUAAAUGCCAUAUUCCUUAAAGGGGCAUUAGCUGUCAAAUUCUGUUCACUGAUUUGACUCAGAUUCUCAUAUUUGAUUUAUAACAUACUAAAAUGUAUAUCCAAAUAAUAAAAAGUCUAAAAUAAACAAUUUACAAUGCUUGGACUAGAUACUAUGUAUCAGCAUUUCAUGUGUAUUAGUCUAGACGCCAUCUUAUUAACCAUCAACGUGACCUCUGAAGGCUACCGACUGUCAUAUAACCCAAUAUAAACAUAAACAUAGAUAUAAAUAGAUAGCGAACUUGUGAAAUUGGAUUUUUCUAGGUCUGUUUGAUUUCAUAUUAUAGGUUUGAAAAAUAUGUUAAUCAUCGUUUUUACCUGUAUAAGAAUGAGUUUGUGUGGAUCGAAUCAGUCAAUCAAAUGAUUUACCCUUGUUUCACUUUCAAUGUUGACAUUAUUGUCCUUUUAAUAGCUGAACACGCCUAGUUGAUGCAUAAUCCAUCUCUAGCUAAGGGGUUCAAUUGAAGUUCACAUGAAUACGGAUUUAAUGAGGUCGAAUUAUUCACUUGCAAGUGAAUAAUUCAUUAGCGUUGUUUCUUUGCUUAUUUUGACAAAACUGAACCAAACUGGCUGCUCAAAGCGAAUUAUUAUACAAAAUGUAUCACUAUUUCACUUUCAUUAAUGAUUGAACAAAAAAAAAUCAUAUUUUAUUUUUUUCUAUAUCUUGUAGCUAAUGCCCCUUUAAGAAACAACACAAGAAGACUGAUUACUUUACAUAAUGAUUAAUUAAAAUGUCUUUUAAACUAUCUUUUUCUGAUCUCAAUUAUUACAAAACUAUUCUUGUUCAAAAUUUAUAUUCCAGUGAUAGUACAUAAUGGGAUCUUAAUAUAUUCCCUCCUAAAUAUCAACCAUAGAAUUGCAGUAAGAACUGUCCUUUCUCUUACUUGAUUUCUUAGUCUCUUAAUAUUUUGUUGUUCUGAACACGAAAUCUGCCGCAUAUAGCACCUUCUUUUCUUUGAUUGGUUAUAACAACAUUUAUUUCUAAGUUAAACCAAACAAACAUGAGUAUUAUUAAUGAAUAUAACACUUUAUAAAUUUGGUACGCUCUAAGCUUCUUUCUGGAUUUUCCUGCAUCAGGAACACUAAAAACCAAAAAUUGGAAAGUUAAGGAUGUACAAGAACUUAAAUAUGUGCGGAGCAAAGGGGACUUUCAAAAAAUAGACAAAUCCAUCUAUAGUCAACUACCUAUAUGGUCAACUAAGUUCUUAAUAAUUUCUUUAUUUAUAAACAGAGAACAUAAGAAAAGAAUGUUAUAAAUCAUGUCAGUACCAAUGCAUUGACUAUUAGGCUGAUGAUACCUUGGUAAGAUAUCAAUACAAGGCCAUGGCUAUCAGACAUGCAGGUUAAAAGAUUAAUCUAGCUCUAAAAUGGGCUAUAGUGUUGGCUCGUAAAUGUUCCCUUGAAGUUCUGAAUUUUCCUGAAAAAAUGUCAUUCAUACCUAUGCAUAUUGAUAUUUGUGUGAGUUUUGUUUUUUCAAAAUGUGCAAUUAUAGUGCUAAUCUUAUCAUUUAAAACCAAAUCAAUAAAAUUUUUUAUGACAAAGUUUUCCUGGUCAAAACAAUAUAUUUCUUUCAGCAUUAUGUUGUUGCUAACAUAUGUCUUUUUUCUGGACCUAUACUUAGACAUAAUGAAAUGAUAAUAAAACCAAAGAAACAG